Messenger RNA from Blepharisma stoltei, 270 nucleotides. Lineage: Eukaryota; Ciliophora; Heterotrichea; Heterotrichida; Blepharismidae. The record is from the annotation of a GenBank genome assembly.
AUGAUACUACUUGCGGAUCUUGCACUUCAGAAAGCGACGCAGUAUCUUCAACAUCUCCAAACACUUGCUCACCUAAAUGUACAGUUGGCUCUAACGGCUGCGCAACUUGUUCAGAUGCUACUACUUGCGGAUCUUGCACUUCAGAAAGCGACGCAGUAUCUUCAACAUCUCCAAACACUUGCUCACCUAAAUGCACAGCUGGCUCAAAUGGCUGCGCAACUUGCACAGAUAGCACUACUUGCGGGUCUUGCACUUCAGAAAGCGAUAUAG